This is a messenger RNA of Paramuricea clavata, 2023 nucleotides long. The record is from the annotation of a GenBank genome assembly. NCBI's taxonomy places the organism in Eukaryota, Metazoa, Cnidaria, Anthozoa, Malacalcyonacea, Plexauridae.
AUGUAUUCUGAUCUGUUUUUCAACGUCGAUGGAGGUUAUUUGGAGGGUUUAGUUCGUGGAUUUAGGUCUGGUAUACUCAGAAGAACUGAUUAUCAUAAUUUAGAGCAAUGCGAGACGCUUGAAGGUAUGUUUAUAAAAACACAUUUUGUAGUUUAAUAUUUCUCCAUGAGCGGUCAUGUGAUUCAUUCAUGGGAAUAUCUUGUAGUUUCUUGUUUAUUUUUGUUGUUCUAUAUUGAUUAUGUUUCAUCAAUGUUUCUGAUAUUGUGUUUUGUUGAAGAAGAGGGCACAUCAAGAAAUAGAUUCUGUAGAUUGAAAUUUCGAGUCUGAAUUUUAUGAAGGCAAAGCCUUACAUUGUUGCAUAAAAUUUUCUUUCGGUUUAUAGGUCUAUUAAAUAUACAAAAUUCACACUAUAAAAUUUGCAUCUACAAAAUCUAUCUUUGAUUUUGAAUUCAUCUUACAACCCAAAAUCCAAAAUAGAUUUUGCCCGACAGUUUUGGAUAAAAAAUAGCAAAUAUUUACAUGGUUAAACCUCCAGCAAGCUGACAGCUUUGGAACUGAAUCACAUUGUCUGCUUAGACCUUAUUCACACUCUGCAGGAGCAGUUUGAAAAACGGCACAGAAACGCCGCAAUUAGCCGUUGCAUUCACACAACCGCUGGAGCAAAAUUGUUUGAAAACGUCACUUUUGCCGUAACAAUUUGACGGUCUAGAUACCCGAAGAUGCAAGUUCAAAUCCCGCUCGAGCCAUCAAAUUUUUUUUUGGUCGAUUGCAGUGUCAGUAUGAUAUGAAACUGGUUUUUCGUAUCUCUGAGGAUGGUUCUGAAAUAGAAUUUGAGCACAGUUAAUACAUUUACUCGCUGGUGUUUUGAUGAAAUCCUGAUUCCUGCCCCAUCGCCUGCUAUGUUCAUGCAGUCAGGGCUGCAAAUAAAUAUUUGACUUGGCAGGACAUUUGUCCGAUCACUUUUAAUUUUGGUCCGACAUAACUUUAAUUUGGUCGGACAAAAACCAACACCACUAAAUUUGGUCGGACAUAUACCGUAUACGUCACAACAUAUACAAAAGUCACAAGACAAGUAUGUAUAGCCAUUCCGGCGCAACUUUAAGUAAAACGCUAGAAUGCCUCGUAAAUUUUAUUGCAAAAUGCAAAUUGUGUGAAUUUGCAAUCGGAUUUUGUCACAGCAAAAAAAUGUAUAUGUCUGACAAUUUUUUUUUGUGAUCGGACCAAUGUCUGAUCAAAAUUACUUUUGCUCGGACAUUUGCCAAAUUUAGUCGGACAUUGUCCGAUGUCCGACAGUAAUUUGCAGCCCUGUUUGUCUAUGCUUUGAUAGAGCAGGGUUUCGGCGAACUCGCUGUGCGAAAGCCCCUGUAUUCCCAGGCUUCCUUUCCGUCCAAAGGACAUGCCAAAAUCUCAAUCAAUGAUCUAAUAACAUAUUCCAACUUUGAAAAAAUGACAUUGUUUAAGAAUAAUGAUAAGGAUACGCUUCGGAUGUCAAUUUUUUGUCACUAAAGUGGCUAAUAAAAUGGCGGAAUACAAAACAAUCAAAACAUUUUAGUGUGCAAAGCAUCACGGUUGACUGUGAUUGGGUUGUUCCAGAAAAGAUCCACACUCCCCCCACGGAGGAAAUUUCUGCCGUCCGGAGGGGGAGGGGAGACAAAAUUGUUUCUGAUAAUAGUAAAUGUAUUAGGACAUCCGAGGGGGUAGGGGGAUUAACUUCCAAUUUCCUCCGUGGGGGUGGUAUGGAUGUUUACUGGGAUGACCCAUUCUUUAAUAAUUGCGACAAAUCAUUGAAACCUAACUUUUCAGCCUGCCAGACUAUUGGGGUUGGUCAACGUUGCACUCAAUAUUUUAUAGACUUGAAGCUACAUUUGCAAAGUACAGAUUAUGGCAGUUUUCUACAGAACGAGGCUGGUCCUCUCUCUGUUUCUGUCAUAGAUGACAGACUUCGAGAAAAAAUGGUCACAGAGUUUCGACAUUUAAGAAAUCAGGCUGUCGAACCUCUGGCAACGUUCAUGGAUUAUGUCAC